Messenger RNA from Letharia columbiana, 1140 nucleotides. RefSeq lists its product as uncharacterized. Lineage: Eukaryota; Fungi; Ascomycota; Lecanoromycetes; Lecanorales; Parmeliaceae. Gene Ontology annotation, cellular component: cytoplasm. The transcript is spliced from 5 exons. The record is from RefSeq and is a predicted model, not a curated record. The coding region runs from base 1 to 1140 and encodes 379 amino acids. Gene Ontology annotation, biological process: response to oxidative stress.
AUGAAUUGGAUAAAGCAGCAGGUAGCAAACGUUGCUGGAACGCAAGAGCCAAUCUAUGGACCUUCCGCUAUACAGUCAGUCGCCGAGCAGGCAGAGCAAGUACCCUACACCGAGUUGCAAAAGGAUGACCUCAAAUGGGCUGCAAUGACAUCGACGUGUGUGGAGACACAGACUUUCUAUUUGAUGGCGGAUACUGGGCAUGUUGGAAUGGCUCAAGUCAUCUACAGCAAUGUCGCCGGUAUACACACCACAUGCCAAUACAACACAAAAAUCUUCUAUCCCGACGGCAGAACCCCCAACCUCUGGUCCUCCGAUGCGCUCAAGAACUUUGAAUUCGACUCCGAGAAGCUUUCUUGCUACGCCGACGGCUGUGCCCUUACUCUCGGCGAGGACGGAACUUCAUACACCGUCAAAUCGGCGACAAAUGAAGCUAGCAUCGUGAAUUUGACAAUCAAGCGGACAGCGCCGGGAUUCCAUGUUGGAAAGGAUGGGAAGAGCUAUUUUGGCACUGAUCCAAAGCAUCCAUGGGGUUCCAUGAGACAUGGAUUUUGGCCUCGAUGUCAAGCGGAAGGUAGUAUCAUUACCAAAGCUGGAGAAGUGAAUUUCAAGGGAAGGGCUUUCUUCGUGCAUGCUCUUCAAGGAAUGAAGCCUCAUCACGCGGCUGCCAAGUGGAAUUUUGUCAAUUUCCAGUCUCCAAGUUAUUCAGCUGUCAUGAUGGAAUAUACAACCCCACCCUCAUAUGGCUCUACUAUCGUUAACGUUGGUGGGAUAGCAACAGACGGAGAGAUCCUCUGUGCAGGUUCCCAAGGAAAUUCUGUCGAGCAUACCAAAGUCAUGCCAGAUCGCGAAAAUGAAUGGCCAGAGCCAGAAGCUGUCAAAUAUGUCUGGGGUGGAGUCACCAAGGACAAGAAGCCUGUUUCCGCCACUCUUGCGGGAAGUUUGGGCAAGAGACUUGAUAAGGUGGACGUGAUGGCGAAAAUUCCUGGCUUUAUCAAGACUAUUGUUGGUGGAGUAGUAGGAACGAAACCUUACAUCUACCAGUAUGCACCGCAGCAGAAGCUUUCCAUCACGGUCAAGCUUGAUGGGGUCGAAACAACAGAGGAAGGAGAGUUAUUCACGGAGGCGACUUUCAUUUCUUGA